AUGCAUGAAUGCUCAAUGCGAAACCAUCACAUUUUCAUCUUCUACUACAUGUAUGCUCAUGCUAACACACAGCCCCUCGAGAUCCGGCCGGAGCGCUUCAUGCCCGGCGGCGCCGCCGCCAGGGUCAACCCGCUCGGCGACUACUUCGAGCUCAUCCCCUUCGACGCCGGCAGGAGGAUCUGCGCCGACAAGCUCGCCGGCAUGGUGUUCGUCCAGUACUUCCUCGGCACGCUGCUCCACUCCUUCUACUGGAGGCUCUCUGACGACGAGGAGAAGCUCAACAUGUCCGAGACGUUCGGCCUCGCGCUGCCCUAG
This is a messenger RNA of Oryza brachyantha (malo sina), 315 nucleotides long. RefSeq names its product flavonoid 3',5'-hydroxylase-like. Bases 1 to 315 code for a protein of 104 amino acids. The record is from RefSeq and is a predicted model, not a curated record. The transcript has a single exon. Gene Ontology annotation, molecular function: iron ion binding; monooxygenase activity; heme binding. Lineage: Eukaryota; Viridiplantae; Streptophyta; Magnoliopsida; Poales; Poaceae.